AUGAUGGAAAACCUAACGGCAGCCAGAAGCAUCGUGAGAACACGGCUGAGUCAAGUUCAGGAGAAACAAAAACGAGAUUACGACGCAAACCAUCGAGACGUCACAUUCCAGAAAGGAGACAAAGUGUUAGUCUACAAACCCAUAAGGAAGAAAGGAAAGUCAGACAAACUCCUCCAUAGAUGGGUUGGCCCAUUUAUCGUGGUACGCCAGACAACUCCGGUAAACUAUGAAGUGAAAUUGGUGAACGAGAAAACCAAGUCCGACAUCGUUCAUGUAGUCAGCAUGAAACCUUUCAAAGAAAUCGAAAACUGGCGAAACGAUACUAACAGCCAAACAGAAGCAGAGAAAAACAAUAGGCCACAUCAAGAAAUCACAGGCCAUCAGUCGGCCGAGACGCAGGCCCAGCCCCAAGUACAAAAGGAAGGGGUUGAAGUAAAAGAAUGUUCUAAUUCACAAAAAAGUCAACCAAGUAACACGACGCAACAGAAAAACCAACAAGAUGUCGUGAAAUUAUACGAUAAUAAUCAGAAGAGGACCACCGAACUACCACCGCGGAUACGCCGAAGACCUAGCUUUUUUAUGGCCGGAAUGAUUUACUUUCUAUCCCUCAUAAUACUAGGUAUUAUGGACAGCUCUACUGCAAUCAUGAUAAGAGACACCGUGCUCUUCAAGGAUCAACCUGGGAUUUCAAUCAGUGAAUCGUCAUGGACUAUCGUGGCAGAUGUGUUAUUACAAGACGCAGAAGAAGCAAUCGUAAUAGUAGAAAAACACCUUGAGGAAAUGUCCUCAUUAGCUGCCAAACACAGAAAAGAUGGAGCGAAUUUCGAAAAAAUGGACGCACAUACGGCUUGGAGAGACACAACCAGCUUCAUGGCGGCGGAUAAAAUAGAUAAAAAAGUGCUAUUAUUGAGCAGGGCCGUGAACAAUUCCAAAAACAGAGAAAUCGUACAUGUUUUGGAUAAACACGCGUCGAUUGUAAAUGAAACUUUACAGUUAACACGAGAGAACCUAGUUCUGCUACAAGAGCUUCAACAACAGUCCGCCAUCUUAAACAAGAGGGUAGAUUACAUUCUAGAUUACAUUCAAUCUUACGAAUUGGUCCACAUACAACAGGAACAAUACUUCGCAGAAUUGGACGCCACAUUUGACACGAUAGAACAUGUCAUACGUUGGCUUCAACAGCAAAUCGAAGAUUGGGAAAUCGGCUUAUCAACUUUAGCAAGUGGCCACAUAUCCCCACAGAUGUUUCCGCCCACGGAACUACAACGGGUAAUAAAAGAGAUCAACAAUAAUUUACCCCUCGGAUGGACGAUACCUUCAGAAGAACUUUGGGUAAUAUACCGGGAAGCACGGGUAUCAGUAGCAGCAAUCCACAAUAAAUUCCGCCUAUUUAUUGAGAUCCCCAUUUACGACCAUGCUCAACAGUUUAAUUUAUUCCAAAUCAUCAAACUUUCUAAACCAACAGCUAACGGCACGCACGGAGUGCGUUUUACCAAUUUACCAGAAUAUUUAGCAGUAUCACCAGAUCUAGAUACAUUCAUCGAACUAUCAGAUCUCGAAAUGCUUAACUGUCGCCAGUUAGAUAAACAACUUUGCAAAUUUCAUACUGGAUUUGCCAAAAGAGGGAAAAAGAAGUCAUGUGCCAUUGCCUUAUUCACAAACGACGAAACACAAGCAAACGCCUGCUGCCAAACGCAAUUCACACAGUGGAAUGGCCCGGAGAUAGCGUACUUAGGACAAAAUCGUUGGGCAUUUUCGACGUCAGGCCCGCAUGACGUCGUUUUUUCGUGCCCACCGGAUAGUAAACACUUACCACCACAACGCCUCCAGCUACCAGCCAUAGGCUACUUUGAGGUGCCACCGGGUUGUACAGCACGCACGGAGGAUUGGAUAUUCCCCGCAAGUCUGGAGGGUAGCUCCACGGCAGCCGCCGUAUCAAUCAAAAUGCCCGACUUUGCGGAAUUCCGACAAAACAUUACAAGCCAAAAAACGGCAACAGUCGUUCAAUUCCCUUCAUUAAAUACUUCUCAUUUCAAUCAGGUGAGCAAACACUUGCUCCAACAGGAAAAAUUGCAAUCAACAGCCGCUAUGACACACAAUCAAAUAAUGAAACUUCUAGACUCCCCCUUUCAACAAAUUGCAACAACGCUACUUAUCCGUUUGAAUGGAUAG
Molecule: messenger RNA, 2172 nt
Organism: Daphnia magna
Lineage: Eukaryota; Metazoa; Arthropoda; Branchiopoda; Diplostraca; Daphniidae
Exons: 2
Coding region: 1-2172 (723 amino acids)
Cellular component (GO): cytoplasm
Molecular function (GO): RNA binding
Source: RefSeq, a predicted model, not a curated record